Messenger RNA from Ictidomys tridecemlineatus (thirteen-lined ground squirrel), 1221 nucleotides. Lineage: Eukaryota; Metazoa; Chordata; Mammalia; Rodentia; Sciuridae. The record is from RefSeq and is a predicted model, not a curated record.
AUGAGGCCAAUCGGAUCCGGGGCCUGGAUUCGAGGGUCGGCUAAGUUUCUUGAUGCUUCUGGAGCAAAACUUGACUAUCGCCGAUAUGCAGAAACACUCUUUGACAUUCUGGUGGCUGGUGGAAUGCUGGCCCCAGGUGGUACACUGGCAGAUGACAUGAUGCGUACACAUGUCUGCGUGUUUGCAGCACAAGAAGACCUAGAGACCAUGCAAGCAUUUGCUCAGGUUUUUAACAAGUUAAUCAGGCGCUACAAAUACCUGGAGAAAGGUUUUGAAGAUGAAGUAAAAAAGCUGCUACUGUUCUUAAAGGGUUUUUCAGAGUCGGAGAGGAACAAGCUGGCUAUGUUGACUGGUGUUCUUCUGGCUAAUGGAACACUUAAUGCAUCCAUUCUUAAUAGCCUUUAUAAUGAGAAUUUGGUUAAAGAAGGAGUUUCAGCAGCUUUUGCUGUAAAACUCUUUAAAUCAUGGAUAAAUGAAAAAGACAUCAAUGCAGUAGCUGCAAGCCUUCGGAAAGUCAGCAUGGAUAAUAGACUGAUGGAACUUUUUCCUGCCAACAAGCAAAGCGUUGAACACUUCACAAAGUAUUUUACUGAGGCAGGCUUGAAAGAGCUUUCAGAGUAUGUUCGGAAUCUUGUCAUUGGGAUAGUCUGGUCAAGUGUAAUGAGCACCGUGGAGUGGAACAAAAAAGAGGAGCUUGUAGCAGAGCAAGCCAUCAAGCACUUGAAGCAAUACAGCCCUCUACUUGCUGCCUUUACUACUCAAGGUCAGUCUGAGCUGACUCUGUUACUGAAGAUUCAGGAGUAUUGUUAUGACAACAUUCAUUUCAUGAAAGCCUUCCAGAAAAUAGUGGUGCUUUUUUAUAAAGCUGAAGUCCUGAGUGAAGAGCCGAUUCUGAAGUGGUAUAAAGAUGCACAUGUUGCAAAGGGGAAAAGUGUCUUCCUUGAACAAAUGAAAAAGUUUGUUGAAUGGCUCAAAAAUGCUGAAGAAGAAUCGGAGUCUGAAGCUGAAGAAGUUAGGCAUAAUGGAGCCGGGCACAGCAAACAGUUGAAGAAUGGAGGAAACUGGAUAGCUGGUAACCCAGAUAGCUCUUGGCACUCUGAACAACCUCAAGUACAGCCAUCUAAGCCAGUGAUAUUGCUGCAUUCAUUAUUUGUGUUUAACUGUGAAACUUGCAUCUUGUCUGUACUCUUGAAAUUGAAUAAAAUUUCAUGAGACUCCUUA